ACCCGAUUUCCUUUCAUUAUAUACGUUUCUCAAUGGCUGGCGCUUCUGCUUUUGGAUUCCACCCUCACUUUGCUGGUUUCUGGCACCGAUUUGCCGGAAAGACCCUUGGCGCUAGCAUGUGGUUCUGGAUGAUGUACCGUGCUAAGCAGGACGGUCCUGUUUUGCUGGGCUUGCAACAUCCUUGGGAUCACCACCACGAUGACGGUCAUGGCGAAGAACACCACUAAAAUGUUUUAACAGCAUUAAGAAAACCUCCAUUGACGAAUUGUUAGCACACACACACACACAACGUAAAUGCACAACCCUGAUCACCGAAAUGAACGGAUUUCUUUACACCUUUCCCCACCCAACAACCCACCAAAGUUUUUUUUUUGUUCUUUUGGGUAUAUCACGUUUCUUAAUAGAUUUGCUUACAUGCAAUUUGUUUUAAAGAUAUCUUUAAACAUUGGACGAGCUUGA
This is a messenger RNA of Zychaea mexicana, 459 nucleotides long. RefSeq lists its product as uncharacterized. The record is from RefSeq and is a predicted model, not a curated record. Gene Ontology annotation, cellular component: mitochondrial inner membrane. NCBI's taxonomy places the organism in Eukaryota, Fungi, Mucoromycota, Mucoromycetes, Mucorales, Lichtheimiaceae. The transcript is spliced from 2 exons. The coding region runs from base 33 to 227 and encodes 64 amino acids.